GUAUUUUAUGGGCAACCAUAUCCAUCCAUUUAAUUUCAUCUGCAAUUUGAAAGCCGUACUUGGAACCUUUAUGUGUAUUAAAUGUCAACGUACUCCCAUUAUAGAGAGAGUAUUGUAGUGUCGGCAAUAACGUGCUCCGGAAACACACACACAGAGAGCACGAUUACAGAAUAAGGGCAUGGAUUUUCGUUUUGAGCCAUUAGCGACAGUCACAGCCGCCGCCACCACCCUAUUCUUGAUUUGCACUAUCAAAUUCCGGUGGUUCCGCCCUGAUAAUCACCUACCGCCGCCGUUCUCCGUAGAGGCUAACUACGAUGGAGGUAGUUCCUGUGCGGUGUGCCUCAACGACGUGAGCGGCGGCGACAUGUGCCGGAAACUGCCGAAAUGCGACCAUGUUUUUCACUUGGAAUGCGUCGACGCUUGGCUACAGUCUAAUUGGACGUGCCCACUUUGCAGAAGGCAAAUUACAGAUGAUACUCCUAAGCAACAACGUGAAAACACCAUCUUCUCUUUACUAUUUUCCCGCUGUGAAGAUUUUCUGGCCAAGAUUAAUGCUCAUGCCGAACAACUCAUGACGGUUUUGUUCGACAGCGGAGUUUUUGUCCAUCCUUGAAUUUUUAUUCGGGUUUUAAAGUUAAAGGUCCUAAAGUUGUCGCCAUUGAGGCCAAAAGAAGAAAGAGGAGCUCUAAUGGCUUAUAUUAGCUUAACAAUAAUUGUAAUAAAUCAUGUAAUGGGGUGUGACUCUUUUGUACUACUCCUAAGAAAGUAGUGAAAAGUGAUGAAGAAAAUAAUGUAAUUGUAGUCAUAAUUGGGAAGCAUUAUCAUAUUUGAUCAGUUUUUUUCUUUCUUUC
Molecule: messenger RNA, 851 nt
Organism: Nicotiana attenuata
Lineage: Eukaryota; Viridiplantae; Streptophyta; Magnoliopsida; Solanales; Solanaceae
Product: E3 ubiquitin-protein ligase ATL6-like
Exons: 1
Coding region: 179-613 (144 amino acids)
Source: RefSeq, a predicted model, not a curated record